AUGCUUCCUGCCUCUUCAAAGAUGCCCCACAAACAACCGCCUCCUCGUAAGCAGAGCAUCACCAUGGGCAGAGGAGCCAGAAAGAGAGAUGAAGACUCAGGGACUGAAGUAGGGGAAGGGACAGAUGAAUGGGUGCAGUCCAAAGCCACAGUUAAACCCCCUGACCAACUGGACUUGACUGAUGCGGAGCUGAAGGAGGAGUUCACCCGGAUUCUGACGGCCAACAACCCACAUGCACCCCAGAACAUUGUAAGGUACAGCUUCAAAGAAGGCACAUACAAGCUCAUUGGCUUUGUGGACCAGCUGGCAGUUCACUUCACCCAGGUCGGGAACCUGAUCCCCAAAGACUCGGAUGAAGGGCGGCGGCAGCACUACCGUGAUGAGUUAGCAGCCGGUUCUCAGGAGUCCACCAAGGUGGUGAUUUCAGAAACAGAAAUCCUGGAAGAAGAAGAAGAGCCCAAGGAAGCUGAAGCUGGGAGUCAAACAGAUGUGCCUAUAGUUGAGGCAUCUGAGAAAGUGGCUGAAGAAGAAUUGAUGACUCCUAAGCAGCCUAAGGAGCGAAAGCUCACCAACAAGUUCAACUUCAGUGAGAGGGCCUCACAGACCUUCAAUAACCCUCUCCGGGACCGAGAAUGUCAGAUGGAGCCUCCUCCUAGGACAAACUUUUCAGCCACAGCCAACCAGUGGGAGAUCUAUGAUGCCUACAUGGAAGAGCUCGAGAAGCAGGAAAAGACUAAAGAGAAGGAGAAGACAAAGACCCCAGUGGCUAAAAAGAUGGGGAAAAUGGCCAUGAGGAAGAUGACAUCUAUGGAGUCCCAGAGUGAUGACAUCACCAAAGUGACCCAAGCAGCUAAAAUUGUGGAGCGGAUGGUCAACCAAAACACAUAUGAUGAUGUUGCUCAGGAUUUUAAGUACUAUGAGGAUGCGGCUGACGAGUAUCGGGACCAGGAGGGUACCCUGCUGCCUCUCUGGAAGUUCCAAAAUGACAAAGCGAAGCGCCUGGCCGUCACCGCCCUCUGCUGGAAUCCAAAGUACAACGAUCUGUUUGCAGUGGGGCAUGGCUCCUAUGACUUCAUGAAGCAGAGCCGUGGCAUGCUGCUCGUAUACAGUAUGAAGAACCCCAGCUUCCCUGAAUACAUCUUCAGCAGUGAGAGCGGCAUCAUGUGCCUGGACAUGCACGUGGACCACCCCUACCUGGUGGUGGUGGGCCACUAUGAUGGCAACGUAGCCAUUUACAACCUCAAGAAGCCCCACUCCCAGCCCUCCUUCCGCAGCUCAGCCAAGUCUGGCAAGCACACGGACCCUGUGUGGCAGGUCAGGUGGCAGAAGGAUGACAUGGACCAUAACCUCAACUUCUUCUCUGUGUCAUCCGACGGCAGGAUCGUGUCUUGGACGCUCGUGAAGAGCGAGCUGGUUCACACUGACGUCAUCAAGCUGAAGGUGGAGGGCAGCACCACGGAAGGUCUCGAGGGCCUGCAGAUACACACAGUGGGCUGCGGCACUGCCUUUGACUUCCACAGAGAGAUUGACUACCUGUUUCUGGUGGGCACAGAGGAGGGAAAAAUCUACAAGAAUGCAUUUGUUGACCUGCUUGGGUGUCAGGAAGAGGGACUGACUGCAGGAAAGGAGAUGAAGAAUCUAGAGGGUGACUUUAGCCCAGCUCAGCAUCUUUCCCUCACGUCCUGCUCCCUGCCUGGGGGUGAAGGAGUGCUCCAAAUCCUACUCCAGCCAGUUCCUCGAUACCUACGACGCCCACAACAUGGCCGUGGAUGCUGUGUCCUGGAACCCCUACCAUACCAAGGUCUUCAUGUCCUGCAGCUCCGACUGGACAGUGAAGAUAUGGGACCACACCAUCAACUUUCCGCCCUUCCCCACUGCAGGACCCCGAUGUUCAUCUAUGACCUCAAUUCAGCUGUGGGAGACGUGGCCUGGGCACCGUACUCGUCCACUGUGUUCGCAGCAGUCACCACCAACGGGAAGACCCACGUGUUUGACUUGUCCAUCAACAAGUACGAGGCCAUCUGCAACCAGCCCGUGGUGGCCAAAAAGAAGAACAAGCUCACCCACGUGCAGUUCAACCCCAUCCACCCCAUCAUCAUUGUGGGCGAUGACCGAGGGCAUGUCACCUGCCUCAAGCUCUCACCCAACUUGCGCAAGAUGCCGAAGGAGAAGAAGGGCCAGGAAGUACAGAAGGGGCCAGCUGUGGAGAUCGCAAAAUUGGACAAACUGCUGAACCUGGUGAGGGAAGUGAAAACCAAGACCUGAGGGCCUGGCCUCUGAACCUGGCCCAUGUCUUGAACCUAGUACUUGUAGCCCCUGACCCUGAUACCCCAGUCCAGCCUUAGUACCCAGUAUGUGUCUGACACUACCCCUGAUCAGGUCCCAGUGCCCUGCUCUGGCCCUGGUCCCAU
Molecule: messenger RNA, 2411 nt
Organism: Budorcas taxicolor (takin)
Lineage: Eukaryota; Metazoa; Chordata; Mammalia; Artiodactyla; Bovidae
Gene: DNAI1
Product: dynein axonemal intermediate chain 1
Exons: 21
Coding region: 1-2265 (754 amino acids)
Biological process (GO): outer dynein arm assembly; cilium movement
Cellular component (GO): outer dynein arm
Molecular function (GO): dynein light chain binding; dynein heavy chain binding
Source: RefSeq, a predicted model, not a curated record